Messenger RNA from Penicillium canariense, 1269 nucleotides. Its product is annotated as enoyl-[acyl-carrier-protein] reductase. Gene Ontology annotation, biological process: fatty acid metabolic process. The record is from RefSeq and is a predicted model, not a curated record. Gene Ontology annotation, cellular component: mitochondrion. The transcript is spliced from 2 exons. The coding region runs from base 1 to 1269 and encodes 422 amino acids. Gene Ontology annotation, molecular function: trans-2-enoyl-CoA reductase (NADPH) activity. NCBI's taxonomy places the organism in Eukaryota, Fungi, Ascomycota, Eurotiomycetes, Eurotiales, Aspergillaceae.
AUGUUGUCGCGCAGUGUACUCCAAGCUGCUGCCCAGGCUUCUCGUCACCCGGGCGCAGCCCGCGCCGCGACCCUCGCCGCGACCGCCGGCAACGUUCAAGCUCAAGCUCCAUGCGCCAGCUCCACACUCCCCGUCCAGGGCCGCAGGUACAUCUCCAUGUACGGCUACACACAGGCCAAGGCCCUGGUGUAUUCGAAAUAUGGUGAGCCGAAGGAUGUUCUCAGUCUGCACAAGCACUCUAUCUCCGCCCCGCACGGCUCCCAGGUUAACCUGCGCCUCCUCACCGCGCCCAUGAACCCGGCCGACGUCAACCAGAUCCAGGGCGUGUACCCCAGCAAACCGCCCUUCCAGACCACGCUCGGCACGUCCGAGCCCGCCGCCGUCGCCGGCAACGAGGGCGCCUUCGAAGUCAUCUCCACCGGCUCGAACGUCAAGAAUCUGGCCAAGGGCGACUGGGUCAUCAUGAAGCGCACUGGUCUCGGCACCUGGCGUACGCACGCACAGCUCGACGAGUCGCAGCUCAUCCGCAUCGAGAACAAGGAUGGACUGUCGCCGCUGCAGGUCGGUACCGUGAGCGUUAACCCCGUCACGGCGUACCGCAUGAUCCGUGAUUACUGCGAUUGGGACUGGAUGCGUGCAGGCGAGGAGUGGCUUAUUCAGAAUGGUGCGAAUAGCGGUGUUGGUCGUGCUGCUAUUCAGCUUGGGAGGGAGUGGGGUAUUAAAACGCUUAAUGUUAUCCGUGAGCGAAAGACGCCCGAGGAGACGGAGGCGCUGAAGCAGGAGCUGAAGGAGCUUGGUGCGACGGCUGUUGUUACUGAGGAGGAGAUGCUGACGGGGAACUUCCGGGAUAUAGUCCAUGAGAUCACCCGCCAGGGCCGUGAACCUAUUCGUUUGGCGCUGAACUGUGUCGGCGGGAAAAAUGCCACGGCUCUGGCAAAGACUCUGGCGCCGGAUUCGCAUAUGGUUACCUAUGGUGCUAUGUCAAAGCAACCUGUGGCUCUGCCCUCGGGCCUGCUGAUCUUCAAGAACCUUUCGUUUGACGGGUUCUGGGUCAGCAGGUGGGGUGAUAAGAACCCGGAGCUCAAGGAGAACACGAUCAGGGAUGUCCUGCAGCUGACUCGUUCCGGUCGGUUCAAGGAUAUUCCCGUCGACAAGGUCGAGUGGAAGUGGGACGCCGAGGGCCCGCAGCUGGCGGAGAGAGUCCAGGGCACUCUGGGCGGUUACCGCAGUGGAAAGGGCGUGUUUACUUUCACCGGUGGCGACGAGUAA